Salvelinus fontinalis (brook trout) is the source of this 4135-nucleotide messenger RNA. RefSeq names its product trophoblast glycoprotein-like. Gene Ontology annotation, molecular function: protein binding. NCBI's taxonomy places the organism in Eukaryota, Metazoa, Chordata, Actinopteri, Salmoniformes, Salmonidae. Bases 485 to 1627 code for a protein of 380 amino acids. The transcript has 2 exons. Gene Ontology annotation, cellular component: plasma membrane. The record is from RefSeq and is a predicted model, not a curated record. Gene Ontology annotation, biological process: negative regulation of canonical Wnt signaling pathway.
AUGCGAUGGUGCUUUAAUUUCAUUGUUUGAGAGGAGCGACGCUCGGUGUGCAUCUGCUGGGAUCAAACAGCCCCGACAGAGAGAUCCCCUUUUGUCAUGGAAAUCAGACCCUGACUCUCAGUCACACGUGGGCUUCAGAAAUGCUAAGAAGUUGACCAUCCAGCCAGGACUUGUAAAACAGAACAGAACGGGUCAAGGUGAUGGCGAGGACCAGUGUACGAUAGGACUCUCUCCACGUUUCACUCUCAUCGGCAGUAGGAUAUAUAUAUAUUUAUAUAUAGCUAAUGUGCACAGUCAAUGCGCUGUAGUUUUUUUUUGUCGCGCUUAGAAGUAGGCAAGAAGGUUGAGUUUGUUAUUCUUUUGAAAUGGCAAUCAAGUCAUUUUCGAUAAGUGUAAUUCGCUCUGUAUAGAAUACAUUUUUGUUUUCAAUGUAUAGAAACUAUAUUUAUCACUGUUCUGGUAUCGCGUAGCCUGUUUUUCAAAAAUGCUGGAUUUGGCUCUUCGGAUGGUUUUCUGUGCGCUGUUCUGUUCUAUUUCUGCGCGCGCAUCCGGGUGCCCUCUUCGUUGCGAAUGCUCCGAAGCUGCUCACACGGUGAAGUGUGUUUCCAAAGACUUGCGGAGUGUCCCGUCUGGGAUACCAGGGUACACGAGGAAUCUGUUCAUAACGGGAAACCAGAUCAGCAGAAUUGGACCGGAAUCGUUCAAAGGGUUGGACAAUAUAACAACGCUGUCACUGAGUAACAAUAGGAUAACAGAGGUAGAGUCUCAGACGUUCUCUGGGUUGCGUUCCCUCCGCUCUCUGGACCUGAGCUCCAACCAGCUGGCUGUCAUCAACCCAGAGGCCUUCACUGUUCCGGGCCACACUCUCAGGGAGCUCAACCUCAGCCGAGCUCUCUACAACCACUCCUCUCUCGUGAACCUGGCUAUGUCUCUUCGCUGGUCCACCCUGGUUGAGCUCCGGACCCUGGACCUGUCAGGGAACAGGCUAAUCUACCUGCCCUCUCACACCUUCUCCUACCUUGGGGGCCUGCGGAGGCUCAUCCUGGCCAACAACUCCCUGGUGGCCCUCCACAAUGGCACCUUCUCUGGGCUGGACUCUCUGGAGCAGCUAGAUCUGACCCUUAAUGCUCUGCGGACCGUCCAGGAGGAGGGCCUGGCUGAGCUGGCCUCUCUGCCCCCCGGGGUGAGACUCCUUCUAGGGGAGAACCCCUGGACCUGUAUCUGUGGCAUGGAGCCCUUCGCUGCCUGGCUCAACUCCUCCCAGGGGCAUGUGGGGGACGCAGAGGGCCUGGUGUGUGCCUUCCCCUCAGACAUGAGGAACACCUCUCUGCUGAGGCUGGCGGCUGGACAGGCUGGGGCGGGCGGGGACGGGGUGGCCCUGGGAUGCCACAUGGUGGGUGAGGGGGCGGACCUGGCCCUCCAGACUUCCUACGUGUUCCUUGGGAUCGUCCUGGGCUUCGUGGGACUCGUCUUCCUCUUGGUCCUCUACCUCAACCGGCAGGGCAUCAAGAAGAGGAUCAAUGACAUGCGGGAAGCGUGCACGGAGGUGUUGGAGGGAUACCACUACCGCUACGAGCACGACUCCGACCCCAGGCUCUCACAGGUCUCCACCACAGCAGACAUUUGAUGAUAGGACCCUCAAGGGGCUUCCAUGAUCCUUCUUUCAUAAUCAAAAAAAAAUGUUCUAUUGCAUUUAUAAGUUGAUAAGAUCAUGUAAAAACUGUACAUGUGAAUUGUGUGUAAAUAUAAACAUACAGUAAGUAUAUGACUGAGUAUUGUUAUUGUUUUCCUAGUAGCUUUGUCCAUGAUUAAAGCAUGCACUCUCUCAUCUGUAGUCCUUCACAACCAGUCCUCACUUUCAGUCCACACAUCGUCUGAGACUGGGGAUUACCCAUGGCUAACAAAUGGGCAUUGACAGUGAAAGAGAACUGUUGUAUGGAUGGGGGACUGACUGACUGUUCUUCUACAUUGAUUUCCCCCUCUUAAAAGUGGGGCUUCUCUGUCUGUCCUAGAAUGAAGUGUCACGUGAAAGAGUGAAACUACAUUUGGACAGUAUCAUUUAUGUAUGUUAUGAUUCUUGGAACAGAACAGAUAUGGAUGAAUAUACUUAAUUCAUGAAGCUGAAGUAAUGAAACUGAAGACUGUUCUUAUACAUUUCACCUGCUAUGAUUUUACUUAAGUAUUGUUCUUUGAGAGGAGGUCUUGUAAAUGUAUAUACUAUUGCUACCAAGCUCACAUACAGCAUAAUUAAUCAGCUCAUGAGUUGCAAGUUGUGUGACACCAACCCCUGUGAAGCUUAUGCACAAUGGCUAUGCCUGAAAUUGCACCAUAUUCCCUGUAUGGGCCCUGGUCAAAAGUACUGGACUUAUAAAGGGAAUAUGGUGCCAUUGGGACGCAGACAAUCUCUCAUUGAACUCUGAGGGCCAGCUCACCCCAGGACUGAGGAGCAUUUCUUUGGUCUUCUAUCCAUCUGCCCCAGGGUGCCUGAAAGGAAUCCCAGCAGAUUAGUCUCCAUAGCAUUCCAAAGGGAGGAGAACCUCUCCUCUAAGCUCUCCUAAAAGCAACUCUCUCUCUCAAUUGAAAAGGGCUGUAUUGACAUGGGAAACAUGUUUACAUUGCCAAAGCAAGUGAAAUACACAAUAAACAAAAGUGAAAAUAAACUAAUCAGAAAUGAGCAGUAAACAUUACACUCACAAACGUUUCAAAGGAAUAGAGACAUUUCAAAUGUCAUAUUAUUGCUAUGUACAGUAUUGUAAUGAGGUGUAAAUAGUUCAAGUAAAAAAGGGAAAAAUAAAUAAUAUGGGUUGCAUUUACAAUGGUUUUUGCUCUACACUGGUUGCCCUUUUCUUGUGGCAACAGGUCACAAAUAUUGCUGCUGUGACGUCACACUGGUAUUUCACCUAAUAGAUAUGUGAGUUUAUCAAAGAUAAGAUGAGAAGAAAAAGGACUGUUCAUUCAGUUCACACUGCACAGCCAAAGUCAUCCAGCAACGGAAAUCUCAAAACCCUCUUUCAUGAAAAUGUGCUUUGUUUUAAGUUCUCUAGUUUUAUUGUCAAGAUGAUGAGAACCAGGACGAGGCUGGGGCUAUAGGGCUGUAACUGGGGCUAUAGGGCUGAGGCUGAAGCUGGGUGUGCAUGUGGCAGAACCAAAAGCAAUCCCUCCUCCUUGAAGACAACAAGCCAUUCUCUUUAAAGGAAGGAAAGCCUGGCUGGAGCUGCAGCUUUUUCUGUUUAAGGGACAUUUUUCAGUGAUAAGAUACAGAUGAGUCUGGAAUGCCAGCAGCAGAGCAGGCAGCAGUAGUUUCAUUGAGAGACCAAAGCCUGUUCUGCUCUUAUUAACCAGUGCCAUGGAGGAACUGUUGUUGUCUUCUACAACAGAAAUAUACUAUUUGUUUUACACUUCAAUUAUAUUUAAUUCCUCUACUGUAAACAGUGUUUUUGACUAAUUUGUGUAGUGAUAGUUGACUUAAAUGGGUUGGGCGUAGAUAUGAAGGGGGUCCGGGUCUCUUUGAGAUGUGCUCUUUGUCAUGAUCUGCGAUGUUUCUGUCAUGAUAAUUGGUCCCAGGUUAAUGCUCAGUCUGCUGUGGGGAAACUAGAGGGAGAAUUAAACAACAAAGAACACAUUUCUUAUUGAUUUCUAACUCCAUUUGAUGUUUUCAUUUUGAUUGCAUGUUUUUUAGUUGAAUCAGAAAGCCUGCACAUUGUGUCGAAUCCUUUUAACCAAACUUGAAAUUCUCUAGGCAUAUUUGAAUUAGGUUUUCCUUUUUUAUAUAUAUUUCAGAUAAAAGCCUAUAAGUGUCCGCCUGGUUUUGCCAUAGCCCUGGUCAAAAGUAGCGCACUAUGUUGGGACUAGGGUACCAUUUCAAACAGACACAAUAACUUCAUAAAACAAGAAGGUGCUCUGCUUUGCUGUGGUUGAAUUGAACAAAGUUUGACAUUACUUUCUGACUCUGCUGGCUCUCAUCACAGUGUUGUUCCUCAUUAUCCUCCUGCACAAAAGCUGACUCACUCCCUCUGUGGCCGUGGUGAUGUAGGACGUGUCACAGAGAAAGACCUAACUACGAGCAAAGCUCCACUGCUAAUUGCAGGGAGUGCUGCGAGAGAGAGAGAAAAUAACUUGAGAGAGAGGGUGAGAG